GAUGACGUAGAUUGGAAUGAGGGAGUGAGUGUUCCGGGUCAGAAUCUGGACGCGAGAGGAAAUUCACUCCGGGAAGUACGCGAAGACACGGCAAUGGCUCUGUUUCCCCCCCGCCUCACGGAGAUGUAGCCCGGCUUCACUGCGGUAAAAGCGGCGGUGUUUCCAAGCGGGGUUAGGCGGGUGCUUUCAAACUAAGCAAAGUGACGACGGACGACCGGAGAGUGAUUCCCAUGUCGGUCGCCACUUAACAAACGCCACCUUGGACUUGUUUACGACUGGAGUUUCGCUGCAAAACACCUGUUAGCUUCGUUUGCCGUUUCUCGCCCGGGUACGACAUCCAGCCGCACCACCCUCGUGAUGUUUCACUGUAUCCCCCUGUGGCGGUGCAACCGUCAUGUGGAGGUGAUCGAUAGACGCCACUGCUCGCUGCUAUUUGUGCCAGAUGAGAUUUACCGCUACGGACGCAGUUUGGAGGAACUCUUACUUGACGCCAACCAACUUCGAGACUUGCCCAAGCCAUUUUUCCAGCUGGCAAAGCUAAGAAAACUCAGCCUGAGUGACAAUGAGAUCCAGAGAAUUCCUCCAGAAAUUGCCAACUUCAUGCAACUGGUAGAGCUGGAUGUCUCGCGAAAUGAUAUUAUGGAAAUCCCAGAGACCAUUUCACAUUGCAAAGCCCUCCAAGUGGCAGAUUUCAGUGGGAAUCCAUUAACAAGGCUACCCGAAAGCUUUCCAGAGCUCCGGAAUCUAACAUGCCUUUCCAUUAAUGACAUCUCAUUGCAAGUCCUACCAGAUAACAUUGGAAACCUCUCCAAUUUGGUAUCACUAGAACUCCGAGAAAAUCUCUUGACAUUCCUCCCAGAUUCACUGUCGUUGCUCCAUAGGCUGGAAGAACUCGACUUAGGAAAUAACGAAUUGUAUAGUUUGCCAGACACAAUAGGCUGUCUUGUCAGUUUAAAGGAUUUGUGGCUGGAUGGAAACCAGUUGGCCGAAAUACCUGCGGAGAUGGGCAGCAUGAAGAGCCUAUUGUGUUUGGAUGUGUCCGAAAACAAACUGGAGCGACUUCCCGUGGAACUGGGAGGCAUGUUGUCACUCACUGACUUGCUAGUGUCGCAGAACCUCAUUGACACUCUCCCGGAAAGCAUCGGAAAACUGCGUAAUCUGUCCAUUCUGAAAGCUGAUCAGAACAGACUCUCGUACCUGCCGGACAGCAUUGGCAACUGUGAGAGUCUGACUGAACUUGUGCUCACAGAGAAUCAGAUACAGAUUUUACCAAGAAGCAUAGGGAAAUUGAAGCGGCUUUCCAAUUUCAACUGUGACCGGAACCUGCUGACGUCAUUGCCCAAAGAGAUCGGAGGCUGCAGUGGCCUGAAUGUCUUCUGUGUGCGGGAGAAUCGACUGACGAGGAUACCCUCUGAGCUGUCGCAAGCAACGGAGCUGCACGUGCUUGACGUUUCUGGAAAUAGGCUCGCCCACUUACCCAUGUCUCUGACUAAGCUUUGCCUGAAGGCAUUAUGGCUGUCAGAAAACCAGUCGCAGCCCCUCCUCACCUUUCAGACGGACGAGGACCCCGAUUCGGGCGAGAAGGUUCUCACCUGCGUGCUGUUGCCUCAACAGCCCUUUGAGACUGACAACAAAGGCUCUGAUAAUCUCGCCCGCUUCGGAGCCCUGGAGAGCCUGGUGAAUGACAUGGCAGACGACACGUGGGACAACAAAGCCAGGAACAGGAUCAGCGCCAUUCACUUUCUGGAUGAGGACGAGGAGGAAGACGAUGAAAAGGGAACGCUCAUGCGCCGCGCCACCCCUCACCCGGGCGAGCUGAAAACAAUGAAGAAAGCGGCCGAGAACCUCCGCAAUGACCUGAAUGCCAGCAAAGGCCUGGACUCCAACAAGAAUGAGGUCAAUAACGCGGCAGACAAUGUGACCACGUCUGUGUGACACCUCUACUUUUACUUUUUUUGGAUUUGUGUUUUUACCUCCCGUGUCUCACCAUGUUGUCCUGCACAAUCCAGCAACAGUUUUUUUUCCUUCCCCCCUCUUCUCCUUCCUUUAACCCGACAAACCCCGUUGUGGCCUUCCCGUCCUGUGAUUGAACCCCGGAACGCCUGUAAAGCUUCGUUCUCCCUCAGGGCUGCUGUGCCUUCCUGUUUUUAAAUUCACAUCCACAGCAAUAAUGCUCCUAUGAAAAUGAUGUUUUUAAAGAGAAAAAAAGACACUAGGUAGUUGCACUUUUAUUUUAAAUCUCUAUAAUACAGUCAAACCGUUUAAAAUGUCGUAUGUAUGUGUUCAGUAUCGAUUUUUAAACACUGGGUGAUUUAUUAUUAUUAUUUUUUCCAUUCUGGGCAUAUAUAAAAGCAGGAGGUUUUGGAUCUACUGAUUACGGAUUGUUGUAUAGUCUCAUGUGAAUACUUUUAUACUUUUUGGCAGCUGCAAUGUAAAUAGAAAUGUAUAGCAAAUUUAUUAUUAUUUUUAAAAAAAAAUUCUUUCAUUUUGGAACUUGGUACUUUCUUUUUUAUUCUUUAAAAAUCAAAAAAUGAAAUUAGCAAAAUCUCUUUCACUCAUGUCUUAUUCAGUCCAUAAAUAUCGUUGAGUACGAUGGCCUCAGAGCCUUUUUUUUUAGCAUCUGUUUGAAUGACUGCACAUAACUUCAGUUCACCAAUGUCGAAAUACAAUUCACUGAUUUGUCAUGUUUCUCGAAAUAGAUGCCAAAAUACAGCUGUUUUUUUCCCCUCUCCCCAAGACUACUAUUCAAAAUAAACAGCGGGAGAUUGAUACAAGGCCUGACAAAACAACAAUGGCAUCCUUUAGAAAUGCAGUUUUGGAAAUUCCAGCGUAAUGCACUUGUCAGCCUCCCUCCAAGCUCAUUCUUUUUUUUAAGAGGACACGUAAUCUAGUGUAUGAUUUGUGGACCAGGUUUUUGAGAGUUGUUUUAUUUGUCUUUAAUUAUUUCCUGAUCAAACUGCACAAACUCGGAUCUUAAAAGAGGUUUUUUUUUUUUACCUUGAGAUCUGGAUGACUUUUAACCACUGAUCAAUAAAACGAGUGCAACACUAAA
Hippocampus zosterae (dwarf seahorse) is the source of this 3052-nucleotide messenger RNA. It is a transcript of the gene lrrc1, whose product is annotated as leucine rich repeat containing 1. Gene Ontology annotation, biological process: neurotransmitter receptor transport postsynaptic membrane to endosome; neurotransmitter receptor transport, endosome to postsynaptic membrane. The coding region runs from base 358 to 1935 and encodes 525 amino acids. The record is from RefSeq and is a predicted model, not a curated record. NCBI's taxonomy places the organism in Eukaryota, Metazoa, Chordata, Actinopteri, Syngnathiformes, Syngnathidae. The transcript has 15 exons. Gene Ontology annotation, cellular component: postsynaptic membrane; adherens junction; postsynaptic density. Gene Ontology annotation, molecular function: protein binding.